Molecule: messenger RNA, 1830 nt
Organism: Sporothrix brasiliensis 5110
Lineage: Eukaryota; Fungi; Ascomycota; Sordariomycetes; Ophiostomatales; Ophiostomataceae
Product: allantoinase
Exons: 1
Coding region: 1-1830 (609 amino acids)
Biological process (GO): purine nucleobase catabolic process
Cellular component (GO): cytoplasm
Molecular function (GO): allantoinase activity
Source: RefSeq, a predicted model, not a curated record
AUGGUGCCCUCAGUCGAGAUCGUGGCGCCUAGCCAGGACUCCCAACUGGUGGUCCUUGCCUCCACACGUGCCGUCCUCACUCAGCCAGACAACUCGCUUAUCCUCUCGCCCGCCACGAUCACCAUCUCGCCAGUCACAGGCACCAUUGUGUCCAUAGCCCGCGCGGUCCUGCCCGCCUCUGCCUUCCCCGCCAACACCCAGUAUGUCGACUACUCGCCCAGCGUGCUGAUGCCCGGCAUUGUCGAUGCCCAUGUGCACCUGAACGAGCCCGGCCGCACGGAGUGGGAGGGCUUCUAUACCGGUACCCGUGCCGCGGCAUCCGGCGGUGUCACUACCGUUGUCGACAUGCCGCUCAACGCCAUCCCGCCCACCACCACCGUCCAAGGCUUCAAGGAGAAGCUGGCCGCCAGCCAGGGCCAGCUCUGGGUCGACGUCGGCUUCUAUGGUGGCGUUGUUCCGGGCAACGCCGACGAGCUGCUGCCUCUGGUUGACGCCGGUGUGCGCGGCUUCAAAGGAUUUUUGAUACACUCUGGCGUCGAUGAGUUCCCGGCCGUGUCCGCCAAGGAUAUCAGCCUCGCCAUGGAGACCCUGAAAGACGCCGACACAACGCUCAUGUUCCACGCCGAGAUGCUCCCGCCCAUUGCCGACUCUGUGGGCGACGCCGUCCAAACGUCCGAACCGCCACUCGCGCCGCACGGCGCUCUCGAAGCCUACAACACGUUCCUCGAGAGCCGGCCGCCUGUCUUUGAGACGUGUGCCAUUGAAGAAAUCGUGUAUCUGGCGCCCAUUGCCCCCAACCUGCACCUGCACAUUGUGCACUUGUCGGCCACCGAGUGCAUCCCCAUCUUGCGCGCCGCCCGCGAGCGUGGCAUCAACAUCACCGCCGAGACCUGCUUCCACUACCUGGGCCUAACCUCGGAUGCCAUCGAAGACGGCGACACCCGCCACAAGUGCUGCCCGCCCAUCCGCAGCCAGAUCAACCAGGACGGCCUGUGGACCGAGCUGGGCCGCCCGGACAGCAUCAUCAAGACUGUCGUGUCCGACCACUCGCCCUGCACACCCGAUCUGAAGCUGUUGCCUGGUCACCUGGCCGCACCUGCGCCAGGUACUGCUGCCUCUCUGCAGGUUGAGAAUGUGGCGCCCGACAUGCUCCACUCCGACUCUGGUGUUGACUUGACGGCCCCCGAGGGAGAGACGACAAAGGCGGCCAAGGCCGCGACCCCGGUCGACGAGGCCGUCUCGGUCCUGGCCAGCCCGGCCGAAGAGGAGCGUGCCAAGAUGGCCGCCGCCGUCGAGAAGCAGGGCGACUUCUUUGCCGCCUGGGGCGGUAUCUCGUCUGUCGGCCUCGGCCUGCCCAUCAUGUACACGGCUGCUCAAGCCCGCCGCGCUGCGGCGCAUGCCGGCGCCGGCAACGAACACCACCAGUGCGCCGAUGCCGACUGCGACAAGGUCGUGCCCGCGUCCUCCACGUCUGCCGUCGCAUCCACAUCCGUCCCUGACAUCAUCGACAUUGUCCGUCUCUGCAGCCAGGCCACUGCUGAGCAAGUCGGUCUCUCGCACCGCAAGGGCGGUCUGCGCGUCGGCCUCGACGCCGAUGUUUGUGUCUUUGACGACGCGAUGCGGUGGACAUUCACGCAAGGCGAUAUGCGCUGGAAGAACCGCUGCUCGCCCUGGGAGGGCCACACGUUUGAGGGCCGCGUGCGGGCCACGUGGCUGCGCGGCCAGGCCAUCUUCGCCCUGGGCGGCACCAACGAUGGUUUUGUUGGCGGCCGCCCCGUGGGUGCACCGCUCAUUGAGAAGCGUGGUACGGCGAAAGAAGUCGAGGCAUAA